Messenger RNA from Ilex paraguariensis (yerba mate), 1881 nucleotides. Lineage: Eukaryota; Viridiplantae; Streptophyta; Magnoliopsida; Aquifoliales; Aquifoliaceae. The record is from the annotation of a GenBank genome assembly.
CAACGACUCAAAGAGAGUCUGAAGCCCUUCACUCAUUCGACCAUCGGCACAACCUUCGGUCAUGCCUAUCCCCCAAAUCGUGUGCCCUGUAUCUAGACACGUCCCUAGCUCUCUCUUUCUCGCUGGCCCCCUCCUCUUCCGCCUCCUUCCCCAUGACCUGUAGCAACAGAACACCCAAAUGAUACAACAUAACACUUCCAAUGGAGAAUCGAAUCGGCACCUCUCUGACCCUCCUAUUUCCAAACCCUACUCACAACAACCCUAUGCAAGACUUCAAUUCCCUUUUCAACCACCUCAACACCACCCUCUUGAUCACCCCAAUCGGCAGUCCACAAACCCUAACCAACUCAUUCCCAAAACAGAGCAAAACACCAAAAACCACUCCAAUGUCGCACCCAAACUCAAAUUCUCCUCCACUUCCAUCUCUUUUGAGUCCCAAGUGAAAAACCCAGAAAAAACCAUAUCACAAAAUUGGCUAAAACCGGCCACCAGAGACUCCCCCAAGGUCUCUGCUCUGUUCAAGAACCUCUCUGUUUUCGAAAGAGCUCUCAUUGGUGCCGCUGCUGGCGGUAUCGCUGGUGCAUUCACUUAUGUGUGUCUUCACCCGCUCGAUACCAUCAAAACUAAGCUACAAACCAAAGGGGCGUCAGAACUUUACAAUGGUUCUGUUGAUGCCAUUGUCAAGACCUUUCAAAAUAAGGGAAUUCUUGGGUUCUAUAGUGGUGUCUCAGCUGUGAUUGUUGGGUCUACUGCUUCUUCUGCUGUGUAUUUUGGGACUUGUGAGUUUGGAAAGUCCAUUUUAUCGAAAUUGCCUGAAUACCCAUCUGUGUUAAUCCCUCCCACUGCUGGUGCAAUGGGGAAUAUUGUGUCUUCUGCGAUAAUGGUGCCGAAAGAGUUGAUCACACAGAGAAUGCAGUCUGGUGCAAAGGGAAGGUCUUGGGAGGUUUUGUUGAGAAUUUUGGAGAAAGAUGGUAUUAUGGGUUUGUAUGCGGGGUAUUCAGCUACAUUGCUUAGGAAUUUACCUGCUGGCGUGUUGAGUUAUUCUUCUUUUGAGUACUUGAAAGCUGCUGUGUUGAGUAGGACAAAGCAGGUUCAUUUGGAGCCAUUUCAGAGUGUAUGUUGUGGGCAUUGGCGGGCGCAAUUUCAGCCUCUUUGACAACGCCAUUGGACGUGGUUAAGACUAGACUGAUGACUCAGGCUCAUGUCGAGCCUAUGAACAAAGUUGCUGCUGCAAUGUACAGUGGGGUUUCAGCUACCGUGAAACAAAUUUUGAAGGAAGAAGGGUGGGUGGGAUUCACCUGUGGAAUGGGGCCUAGAGUUCUUCAUAGUGCUUGCUUUUCAGCUUUGGGGUACUUUGCAUUUGAGACGGCUAGGCUUACAAUUUUGAAUAAGUAUCUCAAGCAUAAGGAACUUCAGAAUAUGUCGGUUGCUCCCAUUGUCUCGGAAGAUUAAAGUGGCUGUAUUUUUGUCUUCGGUACCAUGCUGUGUAAUUUUUAGUGCCUUACUUCCCUGCUUUCUGUGCCUCCUGUUUUGCUCCAUUUCAUGGCUUCCCUUAUUUUUGCAUCCUUAGAAUGUGUUUUGAAGGAGCUCAUUGCAUUCGGAUGCAUUCAAUGCAUAGGUUUCAAUAUUUGUUUUUACACUUCAUUUUUCUGUUUUAUUGUAAAAUACAAAUAUUGUGUCGAUGCAGCAAUCUUAAAUCAUUGCCUUUCUAGACAAAUUUGACUGAUGUGCAUAACAUAAUCAGUUAAACACUACUUUUUGAUUUUUUGUUGCUAGUCAGUUUCUAUUUAUCUCCUACCACUUGUGGUUUUAAGUAUAAAGCCGCCAUUAAACCAAUGAUGCUUGUACACUUUGGAAGGAGACGAUAAAUUUAAUUCUUUG